Messenger RNA from Pygocentrus nattereri (red-bellied piranha), 1620 nucleotides. It is a transcript of the gene ptgis, whose product is annotated as prostaglandin I2 (prostacyclin) synthase. Lineage: Eukaryota; Metazoa; Chordata; Actinopteri; Characiformes; Serrasalmidae. Gene Ontology annotation, biological process: prostaglandin biosynthetic process. The transcript is spliced from 11 exons. Gene Ontology annotation, molecular function: monooxygenase activity; oxidoreductase activity, acting on paired donors, with incorporation or reduction of molecular oxygen; iron ion binding. The record is from RefSeq and is a predicted model, not a curated record. Bases 80 to 1525 code for a protein of 481 amino acids.
CAGCCAUGUUUGCCAGGCUUGUCCAGACAAGAAGCUUCAAGGAGAAGGAGCUCAUUCACAGCACCUACAAUAUCAGAGGAUGGUUCUGACCACCGCGGCCCUGCUGCUCUCAGCUCUUCUGGCUUUGGCGCUCUUUUUCGUGACCUUUAGGCGCUCGAGGCGGAGAAACGAGCCUCCUCUGGACAGAGGGAGAGUCCCGUGGCUCGGCCACGCUCUGGAGUUCGGGAGAGAUGCUGCUCGGUUCCUGACGAGGAUGAAACACAAACAUGGAGACAUCUUUACGGUUUGUGUGGCUGGUCAUUACGUGACUGUUCUGCUGGACUCCAAUAGCUAUGAUGAUGUACUUGCGGACAAACACUCUUUGGAUCUGACUCGCUAUGCUCAGGUUUUGAUGAAGAGGAUCUUCCGUCUUCGUUUGCCUAAUCUUGACCCAGUAUCUGAGAGGAGAAUGGUGGAACAACACUUUAAGGGAAUCAGUCUAAACCGACUCUGCAGCACAAUGCAGAACAACCUAAACCUCCUUCUGGCAUCAGAAACCACCCAGAACCCAGCCGGAUGGAAAAAAGACGGACUCUUCAGCUUCUGUUACAGCUUGCUCUUCAAGGCUGGUUAUCUUACCCUAUUUGGCACAAAGAACAACAACCAUGCUGAUUUAACUGAGGUUUACGAGGUUUUUCGGCAGUUUGACAAGCUUCUACCAAAACUGGCACGGCGCGCUGUGCGGAAAGAUGAGAUCACAGUUGCCAACUCGGCACGAGAGCAGCUGUGGGAGCUGCUGUGUCCAGCCUGGUUUGCCAAGGGAGCAGAGCCCCAGUCAUGGUUGCAGACCUACAUACAGCACCUGGAGGAGCAGGGUGUGGACCCUCAGACACAGCGACAAGCCAUGCUGCUCCAGCUGUGGGUUACCCAGGGUAAUGCAGGUCCUGCCGCAUUCUGGUUGCUGGGCUUCCUGCUUACUCACCCCGAGGCACUGAGAGCAGUGAGAGAGGAGUUGAAAGGCCUACAGCACCUCCCUCUGGAUGAGAGAGAGAACACUCCUGUCUUUAAUAGUGCCCUGAAGGAGACUCUGCGCCUCACUGCUGCCGCCCUCAUCACCAGAGAAGUGAUGCAUGAGAAAACAGUUCGUUUGAGCGAUGGCAAGGAAUACACUCUGCGGCAUGGUGAUCGUCUCUGUAUCUUCCCCUUUCUCAGCCCGCAGAUGGAUCCUCUGGUCCACCAUGAACCAGAGAAGUUCAAGUUUGACCGUUUCCUAAAUGCUGAUGGAACAAAAAAGAGAGAGUUCUUUAAGGAAGGUCUGAGAAUGAAGUAUGGCACCAUGCCGUGGGGAGCUGGGAGCAACUUGUGUCCAGGGCGCAGUUUUGCUAUUAGUGCUUUAAAACAAUUUGUCUUGAUCAUUUUGACACGGUUUCAUCUGGAGCUGAGUGACUUCAGUGCUUGCAUGCCACAGGUGGACCCCAGUCGUUAUGGGUUUGGAAUGCUCCAACCAUAUGGAGAUUUGGAAAUCCGCUAUAGACUCAGGACAUGAUUCCAUAUAAUCUCAAAUCCAGUCAUAUGCUGUACAUUGUUCAGUUGCUUCACUGUUUAUUUAAAGAUGUGCUUUUGUAUGUUCUUUUUAUUUAU